CCAUUCGUCUGAAGUAUUGCAGACUCGCAGUCGCCACGGGAUUCAAUCAUGAAUCUGGCCAUCCACCUCCGUCCUUCAAUUUACUGCCCACAAACACAGUGGAAGCCUUCCACUAUCAGACCCAAAACGCCCACGAUCUCUACAGUGACGAAGCUCUCGAAAUUCCCUUCCAUUAAAUCCGUGCAUGGACGCCAUGAUUGUCCUCCCCCUGCUCCCACAGAGAAACCCAGAUGGGAAUCCAUGCUUGGAACUGCCGCAAGCUUGUAUCCUCUCUAUGUGACCAUAGGAGGGAUAGUCGCAUGUGUUAAACCAGCUGCUUUCUCAUGGUUUGUGAAGAGAGGCCCUACUUCAUACAGCUUGUCUCUUGGGUUCAUUAUGCUGGCAAUGGGUCUCACAUUGGAGCUCAGGGACUUGUUCAGUUUGCUGAUGAAAAGGCCUUUCUCUAUACUCUUUGGAUGUGUUGCUCAGUAUACAAUUAUGCCAGCUUUUGGAUUGAUUAUUAGCAAACUACUUGGGCUUCCACCAUCUCUUUCAGUUGGUUUGAUAUUGCUUUCUUGUUGCCCUGGGGGAACUGCAUCCAAUGUGGUAACAUUAAUUGCUCAAGGGGAUGUACCAUUAUCCAUUGUAAUGACUGUAUGCACCACUCUAGGGGCAGUUAUUCUUACUCCAGUCUUGACAAAGAUUCUUGCUGGGGCUUAUGUUCCUGUUGAUGCUGCCAAACUUUCCAUCAGCACCCUUCAGGUGGUUGUUGCUCCAAUUCUGCUGGGUUCUUAUAUGCAGAGUACAUUUCCAGCUGCUGUAAAGGUUGUUACACCUUUUGCACCACUUUUUGCUGUUUUAUCUUCAUCACUGCUUGCUUGCAGUGUAUUCUCAGAAAAUGUUGUUCGCCUGAAAGCAUCAAUAGUUGGUGCAUCAGUGGCUUCUGAUCAAUCCCCAAUUUUUCGUUUUCAACAAAUGUUAUCUGGAGAUUUUGGAAUUAUAAUAUUGUCUGUGCUGUUGUUGCAUUUCACAGGUUUCUUUGUGGGGUAUCUAUCGGCAGCUAUUUGUGGGUUUAGAGAAUCACAACGGCGAGCAAUUUCAAUUGAGGUUGGGAUGCAAAAUUCUUCACUGGGCGUGGUUUUAGCAACCUCCCAUUUCACUUCUCCUCUGGUAGCGUUGCCCCCUGCUAUGUCAGCCGUAAUAAUGAAUAUCAUGGGUAGCACUCUGGGGUUCAUAUGGAGAUAUGUUGAUCCUUCUGAUUCCAAGAAGGGUUUUGAAGUUGAUGAGAAGUGAUAAGUAAACACGCUGUUGACUCAAUUUUUCUUCUCGCUCUUCUCUUUCUCUAAUUUAUGUUCUUUUAUUCGUUCUAUCAAUCUCAAAUUUCAUUAAUCUAAGCCACUCCAUCUUGUUAAAUACA
Molecule: messenger RNA, 1396 nt
Organism: Nelumbo nucifera (sacred lotus)
Lineage: Eukaryota; Viridiplantae; Streptophyta; Magnoliopsida; Proteales; Nelumbonaceae
Product: putative sodium/metabolite cotransporter BASS1, chloroplastic
Cellular component (GO): membrane
Source: RefSeq, a predicted model, not a curated record